Molecule: messenger RNA, 519 nt
Organism: Linum trigynum
Lineage: Eukaryota; Viridiplantae; Streptophyta; Magnoliopsida; Malpighiales; Linaceae
Source: the annotation of a GenBank genome assembly
AUGAGUUCUGACCCGGCUACGGAUUUAUGGUUGGGGUCUAUGAGUUUUGGUGUCGUCGCCGGCGGCGGGCUCAGAUCCCGCAGUGCUGAUGAUGUCGCGGAGGAUGAUGAAGCUGAUAUAGUUUGGCUCGAUGAAGACUCGGACGAUGAACACAGCAUCGACCCCGGGGUGAAUUUAGAUAGCAAGCUUCUCCAUUUAUUACUCAGCCACUCUUUCGCCACGAACACUUCCCCAUCCUCCCUGGCCCCGCCUUCCCUCGCCGUCGCCAUCCUCCACUCGCCGGCGGUGACGUCGCCAUCACAGCGCCGCCGCCUUCCCAAAACCAAGCCAUCAGCCGGCAUCUUUCAUCCUUUUCGUCAAUUCGUCGUAGUCUCGCUGGAAUUUCGCCCUGCCAGGCUGCCAUCGCUCUCUCUCCGUCGCCCUGGAAAGUCGUCUCACUCGCGCUUCAGACUCAUUCCAUCCCAUUCCAUUUCCUUGUUCUCGCCCGAUCUUCAACUGCCUUCACUGCCGCAGAAGUAG